AACCAAAAAAUAGCAAAUAUCAGUGGCUGGGACUUGACACAAAAUCUCCAAAAAAUGGCUUCUUCUCUUCAUCUUCUCAUCCAAGUCCAACCUCUCCCCAAUUUCCCUUCCAUCACUGCUCCUCUCUUUCCCCCAAAACCCCUCCAUAUCCCUUCCCUGACCUCUCUCAAACCCUCCAACAAACCCCUUUUCUCUAAACCCCUCACAGUCCCAUUUGCUCUCACUGAAUCUUCAGACUCUCCAAACUCACUUCAACCCAACAAUAGUGCUCAGUCCCUCCUUCAACAACUUGCAGAUAGCUUUGAUCUUCCUCAGGACUAUUUUUCACAGCUUCCAAGUGAUCUUCGUAUAGAUCUAAAUGAUGCGGCUUUUGACCUUUCGAAUGGGCCGGUAAUUGAUGAGUGUGGUCAAGUUCUGGGAGAUACAUUGUUAAAUCUCUCUCGAGCAUGGGAACUUGCUGACACAUCAACUUCCCAUAGUUUAGCAAGCAAGCUCCCUGGGUUGGAGGAGUCUUUGACAGACAAUGCCAAAUCAGCUGGUUUAGCACUUGGCAAGCGUUUGGUGUCUGCUGGAAGGAGGUUCCAGUCCAUGGGGCAGUUUGGUCAAGGUGAACUACAGAAGAUUGCAAAAGUAAUGAUUACAACUGGAAGGCUUCUUUCUGCAAGUUCAGUAUCUACAGCAGCUGAAGAACAAUCAAAGAAGGAAACCAGGAUGUUUAAGUUUGGGGAACUUCAGGUUGAAUUUACGUCAGAUAAAGCCUACAUUGGUGCUGCAAUUGGCUUUGCUUUUGGGAUUCUUUCAUGGCAACUGGGUCAGGGUGUUCAAAGCAUUCCAGAGAGUUCUUUGCAGUAUGCAAAUGAUAAUGCUUUGCUGUUGGCUAAGUCUCUGAGGGGAGCUCUACUUGCAAUCUGCUACUCAUCGGCAAUUCUGUCUGCUUUUAGUACUGUGGGACUUGUCUUACUUGGAAGACAACUAGACUCAAAGGAAUACUACAAAUCACAACUUUAACAAUCAUUUGGUCCAGUCAAGGUUUGGUCUGCUUCCUUGCUAUAUAUAAUUAAGACUCUUGAAGCUGUGGAAAGGCCAAAGGUUUAUAGUUAAUUAUACCGUCUCAAUCUGAUGAGGUAGAAACUUGUUCAGGCUCUUGCUCUAGAAAGUUCAUAUUGUGCUUGUCUUUUUCUUAUUGUUAUCUUAGUAGUGUUGAAAAAAGCAGUGUACAGCUAUUUGCCUAUGCACAGAGUUUGGACUUGAUGUACGCAUAUGUAUUUUAAAUUCUUCAGCUUGUAAGUAAUGCUCCACGACAAUCUGAUGAAGCAGCAAUCUUGGUUUUUGUGA
This is a messenger RNA of Quercus robur (English oak), 1335 nucleotides long. RefSeq lists its product as uncharacterized. The transcript is spliced from 11 exons. The coding region runs from base 55 to 1008 and encodes 317 amino acids. The record is from RefSeq and is a predicted model, not a curated record. NCBI's taxonomy places the organism in Eukaryota, Viridiplantae, Streptophyta, Magnoliopsida, Fagales, Fagaceae.